Molecule: messenger RNA, 2540 nt
Organism: Podarcis muralis (Common wall lizard)
Lineage: Eukaryota; Metazoa; Chordata; Lepidosauria; Squamata; Lacertidae
Source: RefSeq, a predicted model, not a curated record
CCGGAAGAAGCUGAGGCCUGGAUGCGACGCAGAUAACAUUUCAAAGAGGGAUGUGGUUUUUGCUCGGCGAGAGUUUGGGCGUCCGGCUCGGAGGAAGUCUCUCGCUUGCUUCGAACGAGAAGGAGCGGCUGCCGAUCAGAGCCCUGCCUCCGUGUCGGCCCCCCUGGAGAGAUGUCACACCCGAGGGCCCUUUGGAGAGGAAAGGGCCCCCCCAGGCAGCCGUGGCUGGUGGCCGUGGCCCUGUGGUUCGCCGUGGCGUGGGGGUCAGGCGGUGACGAUGGAGCCCCCCGAAAUCUGAACUGCUUGAAGGCCUGCUGCUGCGGGACACCAGAGUGUCGCCCCAAGUGCAGCUGGGAGGCCGGGGGCCGCAUGGGGGCCAGCUACGCCCUCCAUCUUUGGUACCCUGACCACCCGCCUGGCGAAAGGCACGCCGCUUUCGAGACCGGGAACGCAACCUCCCUGUUUCUGAAACGGGAGCACGUCUACAUGGAGGUGAAGGUCACCGUCUGGGUGGAGAGCCGGGUUGGCGAAGGCCUUCCUCCUCUGCGGUCGAAUAACCUCACCCUGGUGAUCAACCAAGCCGUCAGGCUCGAAGCACCCACAAAAAUCAAAUUUUCAAGGUCAAGAGGCCACAUGACCCUAAAGUGGAACGAAACCCACAACUGCUGCGCUUCCUCCCGGGAGAAUCAAGUCAGGAUGCGGACAGCAGCGCACGCCAACUGGACCGUGGGGAACUGCAAAACUCAGAAGGAGCACAAAGUCAGGGAAACCAUCGCAGUCAGGUGCCCCGUGGAAGGGAACGCUCCGUACGAAGUGCAAGUCCGAUAUCGGACCUCCAGCCCUUACAGCGACUGGAGCGACUGGAGCCCGUCUGUCUUCGUUCCGGCCGAACUCCUCAAGAGCCCAAAACUCAGUUGCAGCGCAGAGCCUCUUGGGGAAAACGGCCGGAGGAAGGUGACCCUGGAAUGGGAGAAGCCCAGCCGGGAACAAGGGGAGGUGAGCUACGACUUGACGUUUGCCCUGCUUCCCUGCUUCUGCCUGGACGAACCGGAGACCAUAUUUGAGAAGAUAAACGCGACUUCCUUCCAAACCUUUCUGUUGGGGGCCGAGUACAACAUCUCCCUGCAAGCCGACAAUGGGGCCAGCCGGUCCCCGGCCUCCUUUUGCAGGCUCCCAGCGGAGCAAGACGCAGUAGGUCCCACAUUCCAGGGGGUCAUCCAGUCUGGCAGGAACUUCUCAGUGACUUGGGGGACGAAGCACGAGGUCAUCUGCUUCGAAAAGGACCCAGGAAGGUCCUGCGAGGACGACGACAUUCAAGAGGUCAACGAGACCAGCUGGUCAGGGGUCCUGGAGUCCGACGUCUGCACCCGCUUGGCGGUCCACGGAUGGGACCCGGACGAAAACACCUGGUCGACGCUGGGCCUCGUGCGCCUCUUCCACAGAAGCGAGCCUUCCGAAGACCCCGUGCGCCCAGAUGUGGCCAUGCCAACGCCCACCUCCGCCGACAUCCGCUGGCACCCCCCUGCCCUCCUCGCCGGCUGCCCCGGUGUGUUCCAGAAAUACGUCCUCUGCUGGCACGACGAGCGAGGCGAGGAGAUAGCCACUUACGAGGUCAGUGCCUCCGAGACCCGCUUCACCAUCUCAGACCUGCAGCCCAACACCACUUACCGGGUCGGAGUCGAGGUUUUGACCGCCGGGAGCGAUGGCCGCUGCCGAAACCUCGUCGCCUUUCGAACCCGCCCUGCAGAUUCCAAGAAGACGACUCUGACGCUCAGCUUCCUCCUUCUGGGUCUCGUCGGAGGGUCCUGGUUGCCGCCAGCGCCGUCCACAUUUGCAAAAAGAGCCUUUGCAGAAAUCAAAAUCCUGGGGGUGAAGGAAGUUCUGUGCCCGCCCUUGCCAGACCCGGCCGACACGGAAGCCGUCAAGAUCCUCGCCGGAUCGGAGCCAGGGCAGGUGUACCCACAGCGGAGCUUUGUGCAGCCCCUGGAAUCCAGCAGCCCCACGGAACGCCUCGUUCUCGAACCCAGGUCUCCGUCCAAAGAGGACCCGGCCGUUGGCACCGCAGCAGACUUUCCGGCCCUGGCCAACCCCGCCGAAGAGACCCUCUUGCCCAAGGAGGACCAGCCGGGCUCGGGGAGCCUCCUGCCCUCCGAGUACAAGAGCCAGGGGUUUCUGAGCCCCAUGGAGGACGAGCGGCAAGGCAGGGGGGCUGGACGACUGCAAUGAGGCGGGCACCGCCAGCACCCCCGAAAUGGUGCGGUCAGUGCCGCCAGGGGGCAAGAUGGCAAUAAGGGGGCAGAGGGAAGGGGCUGUUCUUCGUCGCUUCUCAUGCCCCCCAUGUCCAGGGGGGCAGGAAACGAGGGAAGCGCUUUGGGGAAGGUUUGCGCCCAGUGGGAAAGGAAGAGGCCGAGGCAAAGUGGUCGGAAUCGAGGAUUUUGAGUCAGUAAUAAACGCUGGAAAUGUAAAGAGAAAGAGGGAACAUUUUAUCACAUGUGGUGGGAAUGUAAAAAGGUGAAAUGCUUCUGGGAGAUGAUAUAGAA